Lingula anatina is the source of this 1243-nucleotide messenger RNA. Its product is annotated as dual specificity tyrosine-phosphorylation-regulated kinase 1A. NCBI's taxonomy places the organism in Eukaryota, Metazoa, Brachiopoda, Lingulata, Lingulida, Lingulidae. The record is from RefSeq and is a predicted model, not a curated record. Gene Ontology annotation, molecular function: protein serine/threonine kinase activity; protein serine/threonine/tyrosine kinase activity; ATP binding. Gene Ontology annotation, biological process: protein autophosphorylation; peptidyl-threonine phosphorylation; peptidyl-serine phosphorylation.
CAGUUCUUAAAUUAGUUCAUUUGUGCAAUUGUUGCUAUAUCAGGACUAGGCGCUUGGUGAAGGAACGAGGAUACUUGUGUGAAAUAUGAAAAGCUAACACUUGGUGGCAAGCUAGAGGAAGGACUGCCAAUUCCUCUGACUAGGAACUGAGCUAGAAACUGGGCUAAACUUGUGGUGCUUCAUAUCUUUUUGAGGCAUCGAGAACAAUAUAAAUACUAGAGACCUCAUGAGAGGUCCUUCAAUUUGGAGUUGCAUAUUUCUGUUGAAUUUUUUUAUUUAACUAAUCUUUGUAAUACCUCGUAUGCCUGUGCAUGCGCCACCAAUGGUGCAAACGGUGGAAACAGUUGGAAUGGAUACCUCGGAGGAUGUACUGCUUGCCAAUCAGGCCUUGUGGCUACAGAGACAGCACCAGUUAGCAUGUCUGCAGAAGGGGAAACUAAAACGCCAGGUUGUCAGCAGGUCUCGGAAUGCAUCAAAUUUUUAUCCCCGAAUAGUGACCCCGGAUGACGUAAUCACCAUGGCAACAGAUCCCCAGCAGCACCAGCAGGAGAUGGCCGCCAUGCAGAAUCGUAUCCCUGUCACAUUCCGCGACCCCACGUGUGCGCCUUUACGAAAGCUCAGCGUGGAUUUGAUCAAGACAUAUAAGCACAUAAAUGAGGUGUAUUAUGCAAAGAAAAAACGAAGGGCUCAACAGGCUCAAGGUGACGACACAAGUCACAAAAAAGAGCGUCGUCUCUACAACGAUGGUUACGAUGACGACAACCAUGACUAUAUCGUCAAACCUGGGGAGAAGUGGAUGGACAGAUAUGAAAUUGACUCACUUAUAGGGAAAGGUUCAUUUGGUCAGGGUGCGCCACCACAGAUGAUGUCACAGGAUUUACACCAGCAGCCCCGCGUGUCUUCCCCACUGAUGAAAGUAGACUUUAACGCUAUUAACUCCACUACGGAGUUGAAUGCACUUGGCGGUGGUGGGCCGCAGCAGUUUAUUGGAUUAGACACAGCAGCCCAAGGGGGCACUACCGGUAUGAACAUGCAGAUUCCUGCAGCGGGUUUCAAUCCUGCAUAUAGCUAUAACCAUCAGACUCUGUUCUCAGGGCCAGGUUUCCCAUUCACGCUAGCAACAACGUCGAGUACAGGGAACACAGAAGCUGUGCCCCAUAAUGCUCGGACUGUAGGUGGCAGUGGCGAGGACUCUCCUAUGGUUGGAGUCUGUGUUCAACAAUCCCCUGUGGCCAGCCAUUAA